Molecule: messenger RNA, 1698 nt
Organism: Penicillium odoratum
Lineage: Eukaryota; Fungi; Ascomycota; Eurotiomycetes; Eurotiales; Aspergillaceae
Product: putative arginine transporter
Exons: 3
Coding region: 1-1698 (565 amino acids)
Biological process (GO): amino acid transmembrane transport
Cellular component (GO): membrane
Molecular function (GO): amino acid transmembrane transporter activity
Source: RefSeq, a predicted model, not a curated record
AUGGCCUCAGGCAAGGUCUGGAGUGCGCCGUGGUCUGAGAAGGGAAAGAUGGCAACUGAGACUCCCAUCUCCUCGUCGCAGGUCCCUGAGACCGAAUAUGAUCACGACUAUGAGAAGCAUGGCGCCAAUCGGGAUUCCAACCCAAUGCCCGAUUUGAAGCGAAAGUUGAAGAGCAGGCAUUUGCAGAUGAUUGCCAUUGGUGGAACAAUUGGAACCGGUCUCUUCAUUGGUAGUGGUACCGCCAUCGCAAAUGGCGGCCCUGUGGGCGCUCUCAUCGCAUACAUCUUCGUCGGAACCAUCGUCUACUCGGUCAUGACAGCUCUGGGAGAAAUCGCCACCUAUCUUCCUAUUCCUGGUGCCUUUACCGCAUAUGCAACUCGAUUCGUUGAUCCGAGCUUGGGUUUUGCCAUGGGUUGGAUUUAUUGGUUCUCUUGGGCCUCAACUUUCGCUCUCGAGCUCACGGCCACCGGUCUGAUCAUUGAAUUCUGGGAUAGCAGCAUCCCCAUAGCCAUAUUCAUCGCAGUCUUCUGGGUUGUGAUCAUUAUCUUGAACAUGAUGCCUGUCAGCUGUUAUGGUGAACUUGAGUUCUGGUUUGCAAGCAUUAAGGUGAUUACCGUCGUUGGUUUUAUGAUCUUCGCGAUUUGCGUGGAUGCGGGUGUUGGCGACCAGGGAUACCUCGGUUUCCGUUACUGGGUUCACCCGGGUCCUUUUGUCGCUUAUAGUGCUGUCACUGGCAAUGAUAACCUAGCCAAGUUCGUUGGAUUCUGGUCCGUUCUGAUCCAGGCCGGAUUCUCAUACCAGGGUACUGAGUUAGUCGGCAUCGCCGCUGGUGAGACCGAGAAUCCUCGCAAGACUGUCCCCUCGGCGAUCCGCAAGACCUUCUACCGGAUUGUCUUCUUUUUCGUUCUUACCAUUUUCUUCAUUGGGAUUGUUGUGCCUUCCGACAACGAAGGUCUUCUUGCCAGUGAGGGUAGCGGAGCCAGUGCCAGCAACGCCAAUGCCUCUCCACUUGUGAUCGCAGCUCGCCUUGCUGGGGUCUCGACACUUCCCAGCAUUAUCAACGCCGUGCUUCUCACCGUGGUGCUCUCGGCGGCCAACUCGAAUGUCUACAGCGGUAGUCGUAUCGUUGUUGGUCUUGCGCAGGAGGGUUUCGCGCCGCGAUUUUUUAAGAAGACUACCAAGGGUGGUGUGCCCUACUUUGCUGUCGGCUUCACCGCUCUCUUCGGUCUUUUGGGUUUCCUAAAUGUGUCGGACGCAGGGUCAACUGUGUUUGACUGGCUGCUCCAGAUCGCCGGUGUGGCUGGCUUCAUCACCUGGGCCUCUCUGAACAUCUGUCACCUUGCCUUCCAGCGGGCGCUCAAGGCUCGUAACAUCUCCCGGGAUGUUUUGCCAUACAAGGCUAUGUGGCAGCCAUGGUACUCGUGGUAUGGACUGUUCUUCAACGUGUUGAUCAUCCUCACUCAGGGCUUCACUUCGUUCCUCGGGUCCUUCCAAGUCAAGGAGUUCUUUAUCGAUUAUAUCAGUUUGAUGCUGUUCGUGGUUCUAUAUGCAGGUCACAAGAUCAUCGUUCGCCCUGCGUUCGUCAAGCCGAUUGAGGCCGAUCUGGACACUGGCCGAACCUCCUUUGAGAAUGAGACGUGGGAAACGAACGAGCCAACCACUUGGUAUGGCAAGGUGUGGGGUUGGAUUUGUGGAUAA